UGUUGAUCAUUAAUGCUUAGAGGCUUCCAUUACUUGGAAAAUAAUACGCGUUUCAUCAACACAUUUCAUGAAUCUUUCCAAGAAAUAAUCCCCUAGCGACUUUGUUAAGAAAACCUCAUAAAAUAUUGAGCAAAAAUUCCCUAUAUAUACAUCGAGAUAUUCGAAGUUGGUGCAAAAAUACCUCAAAGCAUGAUCUCUAAAUAGUUUUCGUAGAUAUGGAUGUUAAUCUAGACAGGAUAUUAAUACCUGUAAUUUUGUGCAUAGUUGGAAUCUCGCUUCACAAUUCUACGUCAUCAACAUCUUUUCUAGUGUUUUUCGUGAUUAACACAAUAAUUUUUGUCAUUCUUGUGGGAAGUCGUAAGCCAUAUUUAGCAGAAGUUGACAUGGCUUUGCCUCUAUUUCCAUCUUUUUCGGAAGUAAGGGGAGAAACACAAGGUGACAUCUUGGAGGAUGCAACGGAUGAAAAAGUUGAUGAAAGUGAUGACGUGUAUAGUAAAUUUCUUGGUGAUAUUAAAGAUGAAAGUGUGGAUAAUGUUGAUGACAAGGCUUUGCCUUUACUUCCAUCUUUUUUUGAAGUAAGGGGAGAAGCACAAGGUGGUUUCUUAGAGAAUGCAAUUGAUGAUAAAGUUGAUGAAAGUGAUGAUGGUGCACAUAGUAAAGAUGAAAGUGAGGACAAUGUUGAUGAAAUUAUAAGGCAAGAGCAAGAAGAAUCCGAUGACAAUCUUAAGACAAGAAUUGAAAGCUUCAUUGCCAAGGUCUACAAUGGAUGGAUUGAGGAGAGCCAUUGGGAUAAAUAUGGCAUAGAUAUAUGAAUUCUAAGUGAAACUUAUUGUUUUGGGUCUAGUUUUUUUUUCUUCUAAAUUCUUGCUUCCGAGGCUCAUCCAAUUUUUCAUAUGUUUACUUGUUACGCACGAAGUAGAUCAUACAAUAAGCUCUUACAUUUAAAAAGGAAAAAAUAAAAAAAUAAAAAGGCAACUCAUUUGCUGC
Cajanus cajan (pigeon pea) is the source of this 987-nucleotide messenger RNA. The record is from RefSeq and is a predicted model, not a curated record. NCBI's taxonomy places the organism in Eukaryota, Viridiplantae, Streptophyta, Magnoliopsida, Fabales, Fabaceae.